CACGGCUAAACCCUAUCAGAAUGGAUGUGAACCUCAAAUUCCGAAAUCUUAAUCACAAAAUCAAACUUAAAAAAGGUUAGGGUUACCGAAGAAACAAGCAGCGAUCUUCCGGCGACAUAUUCUCCGAUCGGUCAAGCGAUCCUGCUUGAAUAAUGAGGAUAAACUUCUGUAGCAUACAAGAUAUCUGUAAAACCCUUGAGCAGUAUGUAUAAGUCAGAGGUUACUUCUACCUGAAUAUGGUGGUCUACUAGUUUAUCAUCCGUCUGCUGCAUCAACAAGUGCUUCCUAUGCUCAUCCAUCUACAAACCCUCAUGAUUCUUCCUGCAGCUUUGGCACAAACCAACUUCACCUACAACAGAAUGCAUACCAAAAUAACAUCUAUCAAAUCAGAGCCUGAGUCCACUUCUGCAUCAGAACACCAUGUUUUUGUCAGAAGAAAGAGAUCAAGAAACCCUGAAUUAGUCACAAAAACAGAGCCUCAGGACCAGAAAUUCACUAGUAUCCUACCCGACAUUGAAGAAUUCGCAUAUGGAAAACCAAGUAUUAACCUACCUCUAACAAAAUCCAAACCCAAAACCCAGGUCAAACCAGUCAACCCACCUUCAAACUGGGAAAAAGUUCUCGAACAAAUUCGCAAAAUGAGAUCGUUAAAUGAUGCACCGGUAGACUCCAUGGGAUGUGAAAAAGCGGGUACUUCUCUCCCUCCAAAAGAAAGAAGAUUUGCAGUAUUAAUAUCUUCACUUCUCUCAAGCCAAACAAAAGACCACGUCACCCAUGGAGCCAUACAACGUCUCCAAGACAGCAACCUUCUAAAACCGGAAACAAUCGAGAAAGCCGAUGAAACAACCCUAAAAAACAUGAUUUACCCCGUUGGAUUUUACACUAGAAAAGCCAUUAACAUGAAGAAAAUAGCGAAAAUAUGUUUGUUGAAAUAUAACGGGGACAUUCCGAAUACACUCGAGGGGUUGUUGUCGCUUCCGGGUAUUGGUCCUAAAAUGGGUCAUUUGGUUAUGAAUGUGGGGUGGGAUAAUGUGCAAGGGAUAUGUGUGGAUACGCAUGUGCAUAGGAUUUGUAAUCGGCUUGGUUGGGUUAUGGGGACAAAGACACCCGAGGAGACACGAGAGGCGUUGCAGAUGUGGCUUCCGAAGGAGGAGUGGGUCCCGAUAAAUCCUCUUUUGGUGGGAUUCGGGCAGACCGUUUGUACUCCUCUUCGGCCUUCUUGUAGUUUGUGUAGCGUUAAUGAGCUCUGCCCGUCUGCGUUUCGGGCAGCCACCACGCCCAAGAAGAAGAUGCCCGGAAAAACAAAGCGUGAGGAAUUGUAAGUAAGUAUUGGGUCAGUAGACUUUUGAUGUUUGUUUAUGUAAUUAUAAGCUUUUGUGAUGGGCUCUUUGGUUUUAAUCCAAGGCCAAAACAAUAUGGGUGUUUUUGUGUGGUUGCUUCAGUGUUAGGUAGCAAUAGCAGCAUGCAUUGUAGGUUUUAUUGACCAGAUCUAAACUUAAUGUUUGGCAACCAAGGCUAGCAUUUAUUGUGAUGACCAUAUAA
Molecule: messenger RNA, 1542 nt
Organism: Lactuca sativa (garden lettuce)
Lineage: Eukaryota; Viridiplantae; Streptophyta; Magnoliopsida; Asterales; Asteraceae
Gene: ATNTH1
Product: DNA glycosylase superfamily protein
Biological process (GO): base-excision repair; base-excision repair, AP site formation; nucleotide-excision repair
Cellular component (GO): nucleus; chloroplast nucleoid
Molecular function (GO): DNA binding; DNA-(apurinic or apyrimidinic site) endonuclease activity; oxidized pyrimidine nucleobase lesion DNA N-glycosylase activity
Source: RefSeq, a predicted model, not a curated record